AUGUUCAUUUACUGCCCCCCGGGAAGUGGCAUAAAAGACUUCCACGCUCAUCCUUGCGUCCCCCCCCCUUCCAUCUCCUCCAUCCCCGUCUCCCCUUCUCCCUACUUUUCCCUAUCCGCCCUCUCAUCCCGGCAACGGCAACGGCAAAGGGCAACGGCAACGGCAAAGGGCAACGGCAACGGCAAAGGGGAACGGCAGUGGCAAAGGGCAACGGCAACGGCAAAGGGCAACGGCAGUGGCAAAGGGCAACAGCAGUGGCAAAGGGCAACGGCAACGGCAAAGGGGAACGGCAACGGCAAAGGGGAACGGCAACGGCAAAGGGGAACGGCAACGGCAAAGGGCAACGGCAGUGGCAAAGGGCAACGGCAACGGCAAAGGGGCAACGGCAACGGCAAAGGGGAACGGCAACGGCAAAGGGCAACGGCAGUGGCAAAGGGCAACGGCAACGGCAAAGGGGAACGGCAACGGCAAAGGGCAACGGCAGUGGCAAAGGGCAACGGCAACGGCAAAGGGCAACGGCAGUGGCAAAGGGCAACAGCAGUGGCAAAGGGCAACGGCAACGGCAAAGGGCAACGGCAACGGCAAAGGGCAACGGCAACGGCAAAGGGCAACGGCAACGGCAAAGGGUAA
Molecule: messenger RNA, 630 nt
Organism: Volvox carteri f. nagariensis
Lineage: Eukaryota; Viridiplantae; Chlorophyta; Chlorophyceae; Chlamydomonadales; Volvocaceae
Exons: 1
Coding region: 1-630 (209 amino acids)
Source: RefSeq, a predicted model, not a curated record